CCAUUUGUCCCGCCUUCCACUAUUUCUUCACCCUUUCUCAACGACGGAGCUAGGUUGUGCGUCCCUGGUACAGAGCGAAGAACAACAGAAUUGACAGCCACGACUCUAGUCAAGGGGAAGAUGGAGCACAGAGAUAACGACUUCAAUUUUUUAUUAGCCACCGAUUCCUACAAGGUCACACAUUACAAGCAGUACCCCCCAAACACUAGCAAAGUGUACUCCUACUUCGAGUGUCGUGAGAAGAAGACAGACCCCGCCAAAACCAGAAAAGUCAAGUAUGAGACGACCGUUUUCUAUGGUUUGCAGUACACACUCCACAAAUACUUAAAAGGGAAGGUGGUCACCCCAGCGAAGAUUCAGGAAGCCAAGGAGGUCUACAGGGAACACUUUCAGGAUGACGUGUUCAAUGAGAAAGGCUGGAACUACAUCUUGGAGAAGUACGAUGGUCACCUGCCCAUUGAGAUAAAGGCAGUGCCGGAGGGCAGUGUAAUACCUCGUGGGAAUGUACUCUUCACUGUGGAAAGCACCGAUCCAGAAUGCUACUGGCUAACCAACUGGGUGGAGACUAUCCUUGUCCAGAUCUGGUACCCCAUCACUGUGGCAACCAACUCACGGGAACAAAAAAAGAUCUUGGCAAAGUACAUGAUGGAAACAUCCGGGAACCUGGAAAAGCUGGAAUACAAACUCCACGACUUUGGCUAUAGAGGCGUGUCUUCACAAGAGACGGCUGGGAUUGGUGCCUCCGCACACUUGGUGAAUUUCAAAGGAACAGACACGGUGGCUGGAAUUGGUGUGAUCAAGAAGUUCUAUGGAACCAAGGACCCUGUGCCUGGGUUUUCAGUACCAGCUGCAGAGCACAGUACCAUCACUGCCUGGGGGAAGGAUCACGAGAAAGACGCCUUCGAGCACAUCAUCAAGCAGUUCCCCAAUGUGCCCGUGUCCAUCGUCAGCGACAGCUACGACAUCUACAAUGCCUGCGAGAAGAUCUGGGGCGAAGACCUCCGGAGCCUGAUCGUGAAGCGAAGCGCCGACGCUCCCCUGGUGGUGCGGCCAGACUCAGGGAACCCACUGGACACCGUGCUGAAGGUCUUAGAGAUUUUGGGCAAGAAGUUCCCCCCCAAGGAGAACAAUAAGGGUUACAAAGUUCUUCCCCCCUACAUCAGAGUCAUCCAGGGAGAUGGUGUGGACAUCAACACGCUGCAGGAGAUUGUGGAGGGCAUGAAGCAGCACAAGUGGAGCAUUGAGAACAUCGCCUUUGGCUCAGGAGGGGCUCUCCUGCAGAAACUCACCAGGGACCUCCUCAACUGCUCCUUCAAGUGCAGCUACGUGGUGACCAACGGUCUCGGGGUAAAUGUGUUCAAAGAUCCUGUGGCAGACCCCAACAAGAGGUCCAAGAAGGGUCGUCUUUCUUUGCACAGGACAGAGAGUGGAAACUUUGUCACUCUGGAAGAAGGAAAGGGGGAACUCGAGGAGUUUGGAGUGGAUCUACUGCACACAGUGUUUCAGAAUGGGAAGAUUGUGAAGACGUACACCUUCGAUGAGGUCCGAGAAAACGCCAAGCUGAAGGAUAGUGAGCUGGAGGAGCUCCUUCACUGAGUCCUCUCUUGAUCACGCCAACUACCCCCCCCCCACCCCUCACUAUACCCCACCCCAUCCCCCAAAACCUCUGCCUCCUAACCCCUCACACACCCUCUAUAGCACUAUCCUCCACAGGGCCGAGAGCAUUAGAACCCCACCACAACGUCCAGUCCCAGGCCUCAGCAGCUGACAGCGAGAGGAAGAGGGAGGGAGAGAGUGGAAAGGGGGGGGGGACACUGAAGAGAGAAUGAACGAGGGAAUGAAGAGGUGCGAGAGGGGAAGAUGGAAGGAGGAGCAAACCAACAAACACGCUGUACCCUGUGUUCUGUGUACAGAGCUGUUCUGUCUUUCAAUUUCCAGAAUCUGCUAAGCUUUGAUGUCUUUUCUGAAUGGACGGGAAAAAAAGUAUAUAUAUAUAUAUAUAUAUAUAUAUAUACAAAUCAUAAUAUCAUGGUAUACAAAUCAUUUAAAUUGCGGUAAUGUAAACUGUGUAUUUGACCAAGCAUUGCUAAUGAUCACACAUCUUUGCGGGAAAGUAGAUAUAUGUGUAUAUUGAAGAGAGUUUUGAGAUCUUUUUUUUCAGUUGUAGGACUGGAAGAUAGCGAUUUAGUGUUUUUUGAAUGUGAAUGUUGUGUAUGGAGAUCUUUUUAAAACACUUGUUUCAAAGGAACAUUGUUCCUUAUGCAAAAGAAAUGGACUGGUUACAUUGUAAUCGGUAAAAUGACAACUUUGUCUGCCUUUUCAAGGAACCAUAUAGCUUUUCCCUUUCCCUCUUAUGGAUGAAUAUUAAAUAAAGUUGCCAAGUGAGUAGAUGCGAAUAUUGCUGAGGCACUCUUCAGAAGACAGUGAAAACAAAGGUAUCUAUGGCAACUAGAAUGCCUCCUGUUUUUUUUCUAUUGUUGUUACUACUACUACUACUUCUAUUAUUAUAAGUUGUACAAGUACUACUUGUCAUCCACGUUUUCUGUCAGUUGGAAAACAGAUGGAUCAUGCCAUUAAAUAUGGGAAACACGUUAGACUGGCUUGUUUUGCUAUUUUGUAAUAAUCAUUGUUUCGAACUCCAGAAAUCAUUAUUUUUUAUGACUGAAGAAGAAUAUUUGCCAGAGUUAUUGCAUUGAAAUAUCCAUACUUACAAUAAUGUGGCCAAAAUGCCUUCUCUCUUGUAGAAAACAUGUUGUAUGUUUAUGAAAGGGAGCUGGCUGAUUAGAAGGUAAUAGAUGUAUUGUUAUUAUUUUUGUCUAAUGCCCAUUUUAUACCAACAGAGUUUGCCUACCUUCUAAGUUCUAGUGUGAUAGUAUUGUGUGGUCAGCCUCUAGCUUAUACGUGUGUGAAUGUGUAUGUAUGUACAGUCUAGUUUGAAUGUGAAAUUGAUUGAUUGCUUAUGUUUUAAGUAUAUUUUUGUUCUGUUUUUAUGUGUGUGUCGGUUGUCCUGUUUUUUACCCUUUUCCUGACUCUUCCUCUGAUAUUUUACGUCACAUAACGAUUGCAGUGUUGUCAACAUUAAAAGAAAAUCUACCCUGUCUUUACCGAACUGUUUUUUAAGGUAAAUUGAAAAAGGUGAAAGAAUUCCCUUUUCUAGCUGCUGUAAAGUCAAUGAAAGAUUUCCCAAUACACUAGCAUUCAAUCUGGUAGUAAAUUUAAUCACAUUUUGAAGUGACAUUGUGCUAGGAACAUAAGUGUGGAAGUUUAAAUAAAAAGCAAUAUCAUACCAA
This is a messenger RNA of Clupea harengus (Atlantic herring), 3290 nucleotides long. RefSeq names its product nicotinamide phosphoribosyltransferase 1 (gene nampt1). The record is from RefSeq and is a predicted model, not a curated record. Gene Ontology annotation, biological process: NAD+ biosynthetic process. Gene Ontology annotation, molecular function: nicotinamide phosphoribosyltransferase activity. Lineage: Eukaryota; Metazoa; Chordata; Actinopteri; Clupeiformes; Clupeidae.